AUGGAUGAGGGAACGACAGAUAGUGAGGGGCGGUUCCUGUUGAAAGGACAUGAAACCGAACUUACAAUGAUCGAUCCGAAACUCAAUGUAUACCACGACUGCAACGAUGAAGCUAUUCCCUGCUUGAAGAAAUUUUCAAUUAUGAUACCGGACAGUUUUGUAACUGAAGGACCAGAGCCGAAGAAGACAUUUGAUGUUGGUACUCUGAACUUAGCUGGCAAAUUUUCCGGAGAAACACGAGACUGCGUUAACUAG
Messenger RNA from Gongylonema pulchrum, 255 nucleotides. The record is from the annotation of a GenBank genome assembly. NCBI's taxonomy places the organism in Eukaryota, Metazoa, Nematoda, Chromadorea, Rhabditida, Gongylonematidae.